Messenger RNA from Penicillium nucicola, 3369 nucleotides. RefSeq names its product calcium/hydrogen antiporter. Gene Ontology annotation, biological process: calcium ion transmembrane transport; intracellular calcium ion homeostasis. NCBI's taxonomy places the organism in Eukaryota, Fungi, Ascomycota, Eurotiomycetes, Eurotiales, Aspergillaceae. The transcript has 5 exons. The record is from RefSeq and is a predicted model, not a curated record. The annotation marks the transcript as partial. Gene Ontology annotation, molecular function: calcium:proton antiporter activity. Gene Ontology annotation, cellular component: endomembrane system; membrane.
UGCUUGGCCAUGGCGGAUAAAGGGAACAACGACUCUUCCGAGUCGCGACCAUCUGCAACGACAUCUGCAGCGAUGGGAAGUGAGACCCCUACCUCCGGGGCGCCUCCAAUGAAAUCCUCUGCAUCUGGCCGGAGAGCAUACGGUACACUCAACUCGUCUUCACUCGAAUCACCAAAUCCAGAGGCGCGUCUCGAUGACGGCCAGGAAGAAACGAUGAGUCGCGUAUUUACAAACCAGUCGUCUGCCGACCCCGAUAGACCCCGCAAGCCAUCGGUCUCGCGCCGCAUGUCUUCCAAGCGUCAAAUCCCUCACAAGGGACAGGAAUUCUCGACGGACGAUGAUGUCACCGAGGUUCAACAAUAUAUGGCCAUGAAGGGCCCCGGCAUGCAAACGUCCCCUAGAAUACGACCGUUGCGAACACAAAGUUCAACCCUCAGGCGACGUCCCAGUGCUCGGCCCAGUCCCCUUGCUAGAGGGGAGUCUGAGAUCUAUAAUCCUGAUGAUAGCGGGUUGCCCGAUCCUGACUUGGAUAUCGACGACGAAAUACCUUCAUUUAACCAGGCGGAUGAGAAUAUCGAGACGGAAAGUGAUGAGACCGAGGACACAGACACCCUGGAGGAUGACGAAGACGCUGCCAGUGACGCAGAGAGCUUCACCCUCAAAGAUCGCCAGCAGGCCAUCAACGAAACGCACCCAUUCGGUAUCAGGAUCUGGAAGCCUGCGCUGUAUAAAAAGAGUCGUUCAGUGGAGAAGACCGCUGAGGGAGAUAUCCAUUCUUCCCCAGGUGGCCGUGUUAGUAGCAUCCUGUUCUUGACCAACCUGUUAUGGUCUUUGUUCUUUGGCUGGUGGCUUGCCCUAAUUGCUUUGCUUGCCGCGGUCGCAUGCUUUCUCUUUGCCUAUUCGUCGAGUGCCAUGGCAUAUGGGAGAGUAUUUGCGGGCCUUUCACGAUAUCUACUCUAUCCCUUCGGGUCGUUUGUCCUUUUAGAAACCGACGAACACUAUGCCGAAGAAGACGAAGGCGAGGGCCGCAGUAUCAGCGAAUAUGAGCAAUGGCAGAAUGGCGAUCUAGAACAUGGCCGUCUGUUCUUCGGGCCUCGCAGGGAUCGAUCGCUCGUGGGCAGACGCAGGAAUAGCAUUGAUUCAGCUGGCGAACAAGACAGUCUACUUGGACGACCUCAACGCGGACAGCAGGAUGAAUCUCAGCUGGCUCACUCCAAACGCCGUCUUUUCGGGCGUGGCGAAUGGACCCUGGGUCGGGUCGUGUUUUUUGUCUUCUUUUAUUUCCUUGUCGGACCACUGAUGCUUCUGGUAUCGCUCACAUGUUGGCUCCUGGUUUUCUGGAUUCCCAUGGGACGUGUCACGCUCACUUUGGUGAGCCACCUACGCAGGCACCCUUUGGCGCUGUCCUUCCAUUCCGAUACCACCUAUGCUAGAUUGAGCACUACUUCGUCCUCUUCGAUCCUGCUUUGUACCUACCGAGCGGCAGGGACCAGGUACUGGAAGUACACUGUUGAUGGAACGAACAUCUUCCUGAUCAACUUGCUUGGCGUGGUUGUCUUUGUCAUCGUUGACUAUUUCCUCCUUGGGAAGUUCUUGGGCUUGAAGACCUGGAUCACGCAUCCAGGGCUGAUAUUCACUCUGGCUCUGCUUUCCAUUAUCCCUCUGGCCUACUUCAUUGGGCAAGCCGUCGCCUCGAUCUCUGCUCAGUCUUCGAUGGGUCUAGGUGCUGCCAUCAACGCCUUCUUCUCCACUGUUGUAGAGGUGUAUCUGUAUUGUGUUGCCUUGACCGAGGGAAAAGCACAGCUUGUGGAGGGAAGCAUUAUCGGUAGUAUUUUUGCUGGCAUUUUGUUCCUCCCUGGCUUGUCCAUGUGCUUCGGUGCUAUCAAGCGGAAGACUCAACGGUUCAAUGUGAAAUCGGCCGGUGUCACCUCGACUAUGCUGUUGUUCGCGGUGAUCGCUGCCUUUGGGCCCACUCUUUUCUAUCAAGUCUAUGGUAGUCACGAAUUGAAUUGUCACUCGUGUGUUAACUCCAUCGAUUCGGAUAGCCGAGAUUGUCGCCGCUGUUAUUUCUCUCAAACGGCGGCCAUUAACGACCAGUUCUUCCAAAAAGCCGUUCAACCAUAUGCCUGGUUUGCGGCUGUCUUCCUUUUCCUGUCGUACAUCAUCGGUCUAUGGUUCACUCUCAGAACCCAUGCCGCUCUCAUUUGGGCAACUGAAAUGGAAGAGAAGAAACAUGCUCAGGCUACCCUCGAAUCAUCCUUUUAUGAGCCAAGGCAUCUCCUCUUCCCGGGUGAUCAGCCCGAGGCAUCCGGUGCAAUUUCUGGAAGUAAGGAUUCAAUUCGUGAAUCUCAGUUGUACAAGCGAAUUUUGGGCCAAUCCUUGAGACAUUACGGGUUGGAGGACAAUGGCACAGGCAACUGGGAGCCGGCGGACGGUGAAGCAAGAGCUGGAACCAGAAAUAACAAUGUGCACUUGGUACCACCACGGUCUAGCGGCGAGGAGAACGUCGACCCAAAGGCUAUCGGUGGUCUGUCUAGAGAAGACAACGAACGUCUGGUACGCCAAGUUACCGAAGUAGCUGCAACGGCUGCGGCAGUGGCUGCGCGGGAUGCAACCAGAAGCCGCAAGCCCCCGGGUCAGAGUUCUGCCAACCGACAGGCUGGUCGUGCAGCAGCGGAACAGCCACGAACCCCUGGAGAAGAGCUUGAGGAUAUAGGUGUGAAUGUGGAAGCUGCCCAGGCUGGUGGGGGACAUGAUGCACCCAAUUGGAGCAAAGCGAAGAGUUCUAUCAUUCUCCUUGGAGCAACUUUCCUCUAUGCGGUUAUCGCUGAAAUCCUCGUCAAUACAGUUGAUGUUGUCUUGGAGAGUGUGGAUAUUGACGAGAAGUUCCUCGGUAUCACUCUUUUCGCUUUGGUCCCUAACACCACAGAGUUCUUGAAUGCCAUCUCCUUUGCCAUGAAUGGCAACAUCGCGUUGUCUAUGGAAAUCGGUUCAGCCUAUGCACUGCAAGUCUGUCUGCUGCAGGUGCCCGCUGUGGUUCUUUUUAGUGCGGUCUAUGGAAGCACGUUGGAUCCAUCUGAGCUUGUUAGCCACUCAUUCAAUCUGAUCUUCCCUCAAUGGGACAUGAUCACCGUUAUUCUGUGCGUAUUCCUGUUGUCAUAUGUCUAUGGCGAAGGAAAGAGCAACUAUUUCAAGGGUUCCAUUCUCGUCCUCACCUACUUCGUCGUUGUUCUUGGCUUCUACAUGUCAGGUUACGUCAAUAUGGAUAGCAUGGGCGUGGAUCGGUUUGAUACUCUCGCUCUGGGCAGCACAAGCGGCGUCGAGAAGUUCUACACCAUUGGGCGAACAAGAGGCGGGGAAGCCUAUUAA